Dromaius novaehollandiae (emu) is the source of this 3626-nucleotide messenger RNA. RefSeq names its product abhydrolase domain containing 13 (gene ABHD13). Gene Ontology annotation, molecular function: palmitoyl-(protein) hydrolase activity. The transcript has 4 exons. NCBI's taxonomy places the organism in Eukaryota, Metazoa, Chordata, Aves, Casuariiformes, Dromaiidae. The coding region runs from base 2460 to 3473 and encodes 337 amino acids. The record is from RefSeq and is a predicted model, not a curated record. Gene Ontology annotation, cellular component: membrane.
GGGGGCGGGCUGCCGAUCCCUGACCUCGGAAGCGGAAGUCGUGGCGGCGGUGACGUCCGGCCGGGGAAGGAGCAGUGGUUGAAGUUGCGGGUCGGGGAGUGGGUCCGGCUGAGGCGCCCUCGGCGGCAGCGACCGCGCCGGACGAUGAGGCGGGCAGAGAUGAAGCACAGGAAAUCAUCAUCUCCAAAGGUAGACAAGCUCAAACCAGACUGUCUGAUACUAGAGGUGAAGAAAAUUAUUAUAGUGGACUAGAAGUUGUAACUGAAUGCAAAGACGGUAUAUGAUAUAUUCUGGAAAAGUCCAAUGGCUGUGCAUCAGGAGGAUUACUUCCAAGUUAAGUGCUCUUUUUCUCCAAUAUAUACAGUGUAUACGAAAGACUGUUCUUAUUUGCAAGCCUCCCUGCUAUAGGCAGCUGCAGCAUUAAAAUAGCAUGCUAUAACCUGUGAUUUCCUGUAUUUUUGUCACCCUUUCUGUCAGCAUCCAGGUCCUCUCAAGCUUCCCUUUGUAAGCCUGCAUAUAUUUGAGAUUGAAUAUUUAAAUCAUGAUUGAAUUUUAUAGUGUGAAACUAGGAUAUAUUAAGGUAACCAGAUAGCUGUUCUGCCUCAGUUUCUAUUACUGGUAAACAGAAGCACUAGGCAAAAAUCAACCUUUCUUUUUCACCUCUCCUACAAGUGCUGGUCUUGUGGAGACUUUCUGUUAGGCUUUUCAGUCGGAAUAGAUUUGUUCAACUUUUGAAAAGUAACUUUAACUCUUAGCUGAGUUAAUUAAAUGAGUUUUGCAGUAUUGUUAGAAAAUUUGCUAAUAUUGUUUAUCUAGCCUGCUAACAUUACUUUAAGGGCUUCAUCUUAGAAUAUGCCUAUGACAUAUCUUACAUUCUGACUGAAGGACUGACUGAGCAAUUAGGGAACAUCAAAAGUCUAGAUACAUUCUUCUCCCUUUCCCUCCCUGUUUCCCACCUGUGAUUUCUGUGGCAUCCAGUUAGUCACAAAAAAUAAACACAUAUAGGAGAACUGUAGCAGGUGCUCUCCAUAAUUCAACACAGAGUCUUUCUGUGUUAAGACAUUAUACUGUAAACUGACUGAAAGAUUAUCUUACAUAAACUAAAAUGUUAGGUUAGUAGUAUUUAGUACGAUAUGUAUAGCUUCUUAACCAGCCCAGCAAUAGGGAAAAACUACAACCAAAAACCAAAAAGAUUUCUUUUAGUCUUACAGUAUGCUAAGCACGCAUGAACUUCAAGAAGUGUUGAGGAUUUAAGGAAUACCUUAUCACUUGCUGAAUUACUAUGUUAGUUUUCUUUCUUAUGUCCUUUAAAUGGAAAUCUAGUUCUGCUUGUAUCAUCUUCUGCUGUUCAGGUCAAAUAAGGUAUGUUUGGAAGGCCUACUACUUUUUUGGACUCCACAGAAAUCAUGGUUUGUAGCGUUCUUGGAAGUGAGCUUGUAUUCACUUAGUUUAAAGUCUUUCAGGCCUCUGUGCUUGUAUGACAAACCAUCAUUUUCUAUGUUUGUGAUCUUUCAAAUAGUAUUGGAAGGAUGCACACAGGAACCUAGGAGAAACUUGUAUCUUAGUUUUCCAGCUAACAAAGCUUUCAAGAAGAUGUGAAGUAACAGACAUGAUCUGAUUCAAGCCUGGAAAUAGAUGGAGUUAGCAGUGUUUCACACAGUUGGAAAAAACACCUCAGUAGUCCUGUAGCUGCUCAUUAGUGCAAGGUUGUCAGCCUUACUUAAAUGAAAAGAUUGCAUUUGUAUAGUUUAUCCUUCCUGCUAAUUAACGUAUUAAACACACAAACUAUGUGUGUGUUUUUUUUUUUCUUCUUCCCCAAAGCUGCCCUUAAUGUUAUGGGGAGGGGUUGCUUUUUGAUAGCAAGAAAUUGAAUUUGCUUUACAGAAACCCUAAUUUUACUUUCCAUUGCUUCACUACUGGCAUGCUGGAUGAAACAUUGCAGCAUGGUAAUACAUGACUAUAUGAAGUUCUACUUUUAGGAUCAAGAUGCUUUGUCUAUGUUACUUUACUUAGUUUUAGGAUUAAGAUGCAUUGGCUUUGCAGCUCUGAUAGCAAAAGAUUUUGGUUUUGUUUUGUUAUAAAACAGAAGUAAUCUAACUUACAGCAGCAGUAUCACAGACUAGUAUAGCGCUUUGGUAGUUUUGCAUAUCUUACCAAAAUUAAAAUAGGAAGCUGUGGACAACUGAAACUAACAUGGCUUAUAAAAUCAGUUGUGGGUAUCAGUCUACAAAUAGCAGUCCUUGAUGUAUAUGAGGUAGACAUUCACAAAAGUUUUUAAUAGUCUUAAGAUUUUUAUCACCUUUUUGUUUUUUAGCAGUGGUUCUUAGUUAUGGAUCUGUUCCUCUGUAGUGAAUGUCUUGUCACAAAAGCAUUUUUGGAGCCUCUUUCAUCUUGUAAGGAAUUCAGUAAAAUUGUAUGACACAGGAUUUACUUGGAGUAAAAGAUCACUGACUACUACAAUGGAAAAGUCAUGGAUGCUUUGGACCUUUGCUGAGAGAUGGCUACUAGCUUUGGCUUCCUGGUCUUGGGGUCUCUGCCGUAUUUCUCUUUUACCUUUGAUAGUAACUUUUCACUUGUAUGGAGGCAUUAUACUACUUAUAUUAAUAUUUGUAUCAAUAGCAGGUAUAUUAUAUAAAUUCCAGGAUGUGCUGCUUUACUUUCCUGAACAGCCAUCUUCAUCACGCCUUUAUGUUCCUAUGCCUACUGGUAUACCACAUGAAAACAUCUUCAUCAAAACCAAAGAUGGAGUUCUUCUCAAUCUUAUUCUGCUGAGAUACACAGGGGACAAUGCAGCAUAUUCUCCAACCAUCAUUUACUUUCAUGGGAAUGCAGGCAACAUUGGCCACAGGUUGCCAAAUGCUUUGUUAAUGCUGGUAAACCUGAAAGUAAACUUACUCCUUGUUGAUUAUAGAGGGUAUGGAAAAAGUGAAGGAGAAGCAAGUGAAGAAGGUUUGUACUUAGAUUCCAAGGCUGUGUUAGACUAUGUGAUGACUAGGUCUGAUCUUGAUAAAACAAAAAUUUUUCUUUUUGGCCGUUCCUUGGGGGGAGCAGUAGCUAUUCAUUUAGCUUCUGAAAAUUCCCACAGAAUUUCUGCCAUCAUGGUGGAGAACACCUUUCUUAGCAUCCCGCAUAUGGCCAGCACUUUGUUUUCUUUCUUUCCAAUGAGAUAUCUUCCUUUAUGGUGCUACAAAAAUAAAUUUCUGUCCUACAGAAAAAUCUCUCAGUGCAGAAUGCCUUCUCUCUUCAUCUCUGGGUUGUCUGACCAGUUAAUUCCACCAGUUAUGAUGAAGCAACUUUACGAAUUAUCCCCAGCUCGGACUAAGAGAUUGGCGAUUUUUCCUGAUGGAACUCAUAAUGACACUUGGCAGUGCCAAGGGUAUUUCACUGCACUUGAACAGUUCAUCAAAGAAGUAAUAAAGAGUCACUCCCCUGAAGAAAUGGCGAAAACAUCAUCUAAUGUAACAAUAAUAUAACUGAUAUUCUUUUUUUUUGGGGGGGGGGGGGGGAAAUACCUGCACUGUACCUUGAUUUGUGAAAAGUGGUAAAAGAAUGUCCAUUUUUAAAUGUAUAUCAUGUCUGUACUUGCCUAAAGAGUGAAAUUAAACUUGGAAAGGUCUAAUACUUUA